AGCUAUGUCUGAAAUUAGUAAGAACAAACAAACCGGAGUAAAUUAUGUUGUCUAGAGAGAUGAUAUAAAUCGGUCUGAAAAUUUGUUAAUUCUGGUCCAUCACUAGAAAGUUGAGACUAUUAGAAUACUAUAAUCUUCCAAACCCACCACGUUGGUUUAGGUACUGUUUUGACAAUUUCAAAUCCUAGCUGCAUUUUUCCCUUCCUUUUUUUUUUUUUUUUUUUUUUUUUUUUUUUUUUUUUUUUUUUUUUUUUCUUUUUCUUUGGACAUUCCUAGCUAGAUGCGUAAUUGCUUACCUCAGAAUUUGGAUUCCUGAAGGAAGGGAAAAGCCACGAACCGGUUCUUCAAACAUUGCCAACAAAAAAAAGGUAGCUUGGUUCUUAAGAAACCAAAAGGAGAACCAAAAAAGUGAAUAAAUAAAAAAAAGCUAAAAUUUCAAUCCCUCUGGCUAGAUAAAUAGAGUCAAAUCAAGACCUAAUGUUUUCUUUAUGUGAAAAAUUUUACAACCCUAAUAUAUUCUUCUUAAAAAUAAUUAAAAAUGUGUACAUAUCAAAUUAGGCCUGGACAUCUUCUCUUUGUGUAGCUUACCCAUUCAAACAUAUUCAUAUAUAUUAUACAAGUAAAAGCUACCAAAACUGAUUUUAUUGAGAUUUAUAAUUUAUAAUUAUCCUUACAUUUUCUAGGAAAUUUCACCUUUUAUAUUUGCCAUCAAUGCUAAAGGAAGACAAUCGGUAUUAUAUAUAUAUAUAUAUAUAUUAGGAAACUCUUUUAGCCCUCAAUAACUUGAAUGGAUGAAAAACUGGAAAUGGAUAGAAGAUUAUUUGAGGCAGCUCUUGCAGGCAACAUUAGUGCAUUAAACCAAUUGAUUGCUGAAAACCCAUUGAUUUUAGCUGAUUCUGCACUCAUUUCUCCACAUGAGAACCCAUUAAACAUUGCUAUAAAGGCAGGGCAACUGGGUUUUGCACGAGAAGUGAUCGGAUUAAGACCUGAAUUAGCAAGAGAAGUGAACAAAGAUGGAUUUAGGCCACUGGACAUAGCUUCAGCUUUUGGCCACAUAGAGAUAGUCAAAGAGAUACUUAAGAGUUGUGGGAAGGAUAUAUGUGGUUUAAAGGGGAGAGAUGGAAGAACUGCUAUUCACUAUGCUGCUAUCAAUGGUAAAAUUGAGGUUAUGGAUGAACUAGUUUCUUCUAGGGCUGAAUGUAUCAAAGAUGUGACAGCUCUUGGAGAAACUGUGCUCCAUCUGACUGUUAGAUACUACAAAUUUGAAUCUUUUAGAAAGCUGAUGGAAUUGCUGGAAAUUUGUGGAUUGGAAGAGCUGGUUAAUUGGGGUGAUGAAGACGGGAACACAAUCCUGCACCUUGCAGUCUCUAGAAAACAGCAUGAGUAUGUUAAGUUGCUGCUUAGUAAUGGUGGUGCGGCCAAAAAAUUGGAAAUUAAUGCAGAAAACAAAAGGGGUUUGAAAGCAAUGGAUAUCAUGGACAAAUUGAUAGUAGAUAAUCCAAGCGAUAUCCAUAUAAGGGAAACCCUUCAGCGUGCUGGAGCUGCACCUGCCAUAUCUCCAAUACCUUCUGAUUCCAAGCUGCAUCAUGUUGCGGUAAAUGUUGCUAAAAUUAAGGAGCCUGAAACUUCACCAACAGAAGCUGAGAAGGAGGACUGGAUAAAAUAUUUUCGGUUUCAGCAGCUGAGAGACUCACCGAGUGACACGCGCAAUGUCCUGCUGGUGGUGGCCGCCCUCAUUGCAACCGUCACCUUCCAAGCAGGAGUCAAUCCUCCUAAUGGAUUUACUUCUCCUUCUACACAGAAUGUACCAAUGCUUGCACCGGCAGUGACAGUGGGUUUAGGUACACUCUUUGCAAAUCUAGGCAGCCUGCAGUCUGCAUCACAGUUUUUCUUAUUUGGGAACUCAUUGGGUCUUGCUUCAUCAAUCUGUGUAAUAAUCUACCUCACAUCUGGAUUUCCCUUCCAAAGAGAGCUCCAUAUCUCUAUAUAUUCCAUGCUAUUUGCUUAUGGCUGGUCAAUACAAGAUAUUGAUUCAGAGAACAGGACCAGACAACAUAUCAUUAUGGGGUCUGCAUUUCUAUUACCUUUCCUAUUAAGAUGGCUGCCAAGGUGGGCAAAAAGAAUCUGGAGGUGGUUCAAGAAAAAAGACAAAUUAUCAGUUUGAUCUAUAAGGAAUUGGAAGCUCAUGAUCAAAUUUGAUUGGUUAGUUUAUACCUUUGUGGAAUGUAAUAAAGAUACUGGUUUUCAAAUAUUAUAGAAAGCUUGACAUAGCAAUUCUCGAGUCCUCAAAUUACAUACUGUUUCUUGUGAGCUUACGAUGAGUAAUUAGACUAAAAUAUUGAAAUGAAUAGUUUAAAGAGAUAUGCAUAUAAUAUAUAUAUUUUUAUGCAUAUAGGUUAUUUUGCUGGCUACAAGAAAAUCUC
This is a messenger RNA of Ziziphus jujuba (common jujube), 2423 nucleotides long. Its product is annotated as ankyrin repeat-containing protein BDA1-like. The coding region runs from base 788 to 2164 and encodes 458 amino acids. The record is from RefSeq and is a predicted model, not a curated record. Gene Ontology annotation, molecular function: protein binding. Lineage: Eukaryota; Viridiplantae; Streptophyta; Magnoliopsida; Rosales; Rhamnaceae. The transcript is spliced from 2 exons.